AACAACUAAUCUCAUUUUGAAGUAUGGGAAAUAUUUGAAUGCGAAAGCAUCAUGUCGUCCCAACUAGACCAAGUCGAAGUAACCGAAGGUUUGAAUACAAGUGUUUUUUUCAUGAAAUCAUUUAUUAUACUGUACAAUUCAUUAAUUUACUUGCAGAUCUGAAAGCAUUUGAAAGACGUUUGACAGAAUAUAUUUCAGGAUUACAUCCAAAAGCAGUUCGCUGGAGAAGUACUGUACAAAUAUUAUAAAUUAAUAUUAGAUUUAUUUCUGUUAAUAAGUAACUUUUGUACAUUACUCCAGCGAGAUAUUUAAUUUAUAUUAAGUAUUGAUGUUUGGUAGUCAAUAGUACAGUCUACAUCUACAGUUGUUUAUCUGGCAGGCUUGUUUGGCUACUAAAUGAAUUGUUUACACAUGUCAUUAUUUCUGUACUGGUGGACAAUAUAUAGCAUUUCUUUGUUUUUUUUUUAAUUCCAUAACCCAAGACUUUCAUCAGUGCAAAUGUUAUUCAUCACAAUACAAGCCAACAAAGUUAUAAUAGUUGGAGGCACAACCAGCAGUAUAGCUCAGCAGUCAUAUGCCGCCAUAUGUACUAUGUCAACCUGUGUUGUAACAUCAAUUAUUAUUUUCCUUUAGUUUUGUUUGCCAUGUCAUUCAUCUGCACUGUACUUUCUGCAUGUUUUUGGAUAACAGAUGAAAAUAUGGCAAAAGUAUGUUUGAACAGAAUUUUAAUUCAUUCAUAUUUCUGCUAGUCACAAAUCUGGUACUCAAUUCUUAAUUUCUUUUGCUUUUUAGUCAACAUUCUUGGAGUCUCUGUGGAGUCACAAAUUUUUCUCAACUAGUAUAAUUAUUUUAGUCCUACUUUUAUUAUUUGGAAUUCAUAAACGAGUCAGAGAACCGCAGACGUAUCCUUAGUCUAAAGCAUUGUGCAUGCUCCGAUGUAGAGAUGGGCCAUACUAGCUUUUUCAUUUGAUAUAUUUCCUCAAUAUUUGCCAUUUUUUAUAUCAAUAUUUUCCCAUUUUUAAUUGUAUUGGUUACAAUUGAAUAAUUAAAGACCAUUUUUAAUUGUAUUGGUUACAAUUGAAUAAUUCAGUUUUCAGUGAUUGUAACCAACAUAACCACAAACUUAGAUCCUGCCUGUGGACCAUUAUAGCAUCACAGAAAAUGAACUACUUUAUGUAUUUAUGCAUAUUUAGGCUUUUUGCAGAGGGCUUUUUGGUAUCAUUUUCAUGAGAAAAAAUAUUGCAGGCCCAGAACUAUCGAAACAAUCAAUAUUUCUUGCUAGUAUCGAUACUUUUCUUCCAAACCCUGGUAUAGAUAGUAUCGGGUAUUUGAUAUCGGCCCAUCCAUACUGUUGGUUGGAUACCGGUACAUUUACUUAUAUUUUUCCUUGAUCACAGAAAAGUAUUUUAAAAAGAUGUCGACUGGUUCUGGAGGAUUAUAAUAUGUCAUGUGAUGAUGUGAGUGAAUUCAGAAUUCUUGCUUGUAACACACUUUCAAUAUUUGUCUGAAACUAUUAACUCAUUUAACUGUAAAAUUAUUCUUUUUAGAGAGGAAGAUUAAUUCUUAAACCAAGAACUUCAGUUAAAGACAAAUACACUGCAAAUACAAGAAUGGGGAUAGUUUUUAAACAUUAACACUGAAUAAUUCCUGUCUUAUGAUAUAUUGCUAAGUAAGGUGUAGUGUAUUAUCUUAACUAAAUUGUGAUGUGCUGUAUAAACAUAAAUUAUUACCAAAUACCAAUCAAAUAACUGGACUACAGCAUCAUCAAAUACGUACAUGUAAAAAAGGCGAAGAACAGAACAGAAAAUUCUCUUCACAAAUUGGUGUAUUACAGUAUUUUACAAAAACACAUCCAGACUUCUUGCUAUAUUACAAUUGUCAAAGUACUACAUACAUUGAAGUGAUAGUUCUAGUGUUGUACUUUAAAGAAUCUCAACUAGAGAGGUUGCUCAUGGGCAGUUAGCAUAUAGUCAAGAAAUGUAUCAUACAUUUGGACUGAAACUUGGCCAAGGCAACAUUGAUAGUGUUCAUAAAAUAACUGGUAACGCCUUUGCAAUGCUGAUGCUUUCGAUUUAGCAGAAGUAACAUUGCAAAGAUUCAAGUCACAUUUUUAAAACUGCAUGUAAAAGACUUUCAAAAUGUGCUUCUUUCUCUUGAUGCCAGGUGUGAACAUAUUUAUAGAAUAUUUUUUAACAUGUUUGGCUAUUUUCAUCUUUCACAUAUUCCUUGGUGGACCUGAAAAAGGAGAUUUUCAGAACAAUGAAAAGAAUAUUCUGAUCACUGCAACUAGAAUGGAUGCUACUAUUCUCAUGCAAAAGCCAUUAAAAUUUGUUGAUUACAACAUUGGCUAGUAAAGUAUAACACUUACCUUGUGGGGGCAUCCCUGGAGGAGGCAUUUGUUGGCCUUGCAUAUGUGGAGGUGGACCUUGACCUUGCAUUCCAGGAGGGGGUCUCAUCCCUGGUGGAGGCAUUCCAGGGGGAGGCAUUCCUCUACCCAUCAUUCCAGGAGGGGGCAUUGGUUGUCUCAUACCAGGGGGACC
Molecule: messenger RNA, 2540 nt
Organism: Paramuricea clavata
Lineage: Eukaryota; Metazoa; Cnidaria; Anthozoa; Malacalcyonacea; Plexauridae
Source: the annotation of a GenBank genome assembly